Messenger RNA from Vitis vinifera (wine grape), 995 nucleotides. Its product is annotated as protein MIZU-KUSSEI 1. Gene Ontology annotation, biological process: hydrotropism. Bases 218 to 904 code for a protein of 228 amino acids. NCBI's taxonomy places the organism in Eukaryota, Viridiplantae, Streptophyta, Magnoliopsida, Vitales, Vitaceae. The transcript has a single exon. The record is from RefSeq and is a predicted model, not a curated record.
CUAACCAACUUGGGGGGUCUCUGCCCUUCCCCACUUCAAAGAUUCCAAGGACAACCCAACCAACCACCUUCCCCAACUCCUCCUUUUCCCCUUUCCCACACCCCACUCCCUCUAUAUUAAUCUUGUGUUCUUCACACCAAUCCACAACAUUUUCCUCUCACUUCUCGAAUUGCAAGUUGGAACCUAGCUUAUACACUGUAUUAAAUAUUAGUUCUCGAUGCCAUCAGUGCACUCUGGUCCAUGCUACCAAAUGGAAAAUCCGGCGCUGCUUUCCCUGCUCCGGCCGACUUCUAAUGAGAAGCGCUCCAAAUCCUCCGGCGGAUUCUUUCGAAUGUUCAAGCUCUUCCCUCUCCUGACCUCAGGAUGCAAGAUGGUGGCGCUUCUGGGUCGACCCAGAAGACCCCAGAUAGGGGACAGUGCCACCACAGGGACAAUUUUUGGGUACCGUAAGGGGCGAGUGAGCCUAGCAAUCCAAGAUGAUCCUCAUUGCGUGCCCAUGUUCAUCAUAGAGCUCCCAAUGCUUACCAGCCUACUGCAUAAAGAGAUGGCCUCGGAUAUAAUCAGAAUUGCACUCGAGAGCGAGACAAAGACUCACAAGAAGAAGCUAAUGGAGGAGUUCGUUUGGGCUGUGUACUGCAAUGGCAGAAAGAUUGGAUACUCGAUUAGGAGGAAGCAAAUGUCAGACGAGGAGCUUCAUGUCAUGCAGCUUCUGAGAGGAGUUUCAAUGGGGGCAGGCGUGCUUCCUUGCCAGUCCGACAAGGACACCGCAGACGGGGAAUUGACAUACAUGAGGGCCAGAUUCGAGCGAGUGGUUGGGUCCAAAGAUUCCGAGGCUUUGCACAUGAUCAACCCAGAUGGUGCUGGAGGUCCUGAGUUGAGCAUUUUCUUUGUAAGAGUUCAUUAGAGUUAUCAAUCACUUAUGUGCCACUCCUAGGUAUAUUUUACAUUUGUAAACUAAACCUCUACCAUAAUUAAUCACCCUUUCACUCUCUCAA